This is a messenger RNA of Lethenteron reissneri (Far Eastern brook lamprey), 5910 nucleotides long. RefSeq names its product sarcolemmal membrane-associated protein-like. Lineage: Eukaryota; Metazoa; Chordata; Hyperoartia; Petromyzontiformes; Petromyzontidae. The record is from RefSeq and is a predicted model, not a curated record. Gene Ontology annotation, molecular function: protein binding.
AAUUGAGCGGCCACAGCGGCCGAGUCGGACGGGUCCCACCGUUCUCUCCUCCCGGAUUCCUCCUUCAUUUCGUCAUCUUAGUUCUCGUCACAGUCUCGGGACCCGCCGUCGGCUUCGCUGGCGCCCAAAGUCCGGCUCGGGAUCUGCGGCGAGAAUCCAGCGGGACGGGGGGUAGCGGACGGCCCCUGAAGGUUGGCCGGCACCGAGGGCCCCCAUCUCGGCCAAACGCCGCAGGCAAAGCCGUAGGCUUCAGGCCUAGUCCUCGGUCUUCCAUUACCCGCGGCGGGGAGGGGGGGGCAGCUGCGGAAGAAGUGAACGUUGACGAUCGUCGUCUCCCCUGCGAUCGAAGGGGGCGAACAUGCGUAGCGGUGGUGGCGGCGGCAGAAUGUGAUGUGAGCGUCGGCGCGGGCUGUGAAGGAGGAGGAGGGAGGAGGAGGUAGGAGGGAGCGGCUCUGUGAGCGGCUCUGUGAGCGCGGCGGUGAAUGCUGAAGGGACACCGCGGGGCUCACGGCUGGCUCCGUGGUGGCGGUGGUGUCGGUGGCGGAGACGAGGGAGACGCAGAGACAAUGCCGUCCGCCCUGGCCGUGUUUACCUGCCGCCCGGCAUCGCACCCCUUCCAGGAGCGCCACGUCUACCUGGACGAGUCGGUCAAGAUCGGCCGCUCGGUGGCGCGAUGCCGACCGAGCCCCAACAACGCCACCUUCGACUGCAAGGUGCUGUCGCGAAACCACGCACUGCUGUGGUUCGAGAACGACAAGUUCUACCUGCAAGACACCAAGAGCAGCAACGGGACGUUCGUUAACAACCAGCGGCUGAGCAAAGGCUCGGAGGAGAGCCCGCCCUACGAGAUCCUCUCCGGAGAUGUCAUCCAGUUCGGCGUGGACGUCAUGGAGAACUCGCGGAGGGUGACGCACAGCUGCAUCAUCUCGGCCGUGAAGCUGUUCCUGCCGGACGGCGCGGAGACGCGGAGGAGAACCGAGGUAUCGGUCUCCGCGAUGACGCUGGAAAAGGUCUCUGCGUCGCAAGCCAAUGCCUACUCCCAAGAGCUCUACCAGAUUUCGCAGUGCCUCAAGGAGGCCCUCCACAGGGAGCAGAUGCUGGAGCAGAAGCUGGCAACGCUGCAGCGCAUCCUGGCCAGCACCCAGGAGGCAUCCGAGAGCAGCUGGCAGGCGCUGAUGGACGAGGAUCGGCUGCUGUCCAGGUUGGAGGUCCUGGAGAGUCAGCUGCAAGCGCACGCCAAGAACCAGACGGAGGAGUCCCUGCGCAAGGAGCUGACGUCGCUGCUGGAGGACAAGCUGAGCUACGAGACGACGGCGAAGGAGUCACUGCGCCGCGUGCUGCAGGAGAAGCUGGAGGUGGUGCGCAAGCUCUCCGACGUCGAGAGGGCGCUGAGCAACACGGAGGACGAGUGCUCGCACCUCAAGGAGAUGUUCGAGAAGUCCCAGGAGGAGGUGCUCGACAUCGCCCGGUGCCACACGGACGCCCAGGAGAGCGUCAAGGAGCUCACGGAAAAACUCCGGGUGUCGGAGGAGCGGCAGGAGGAGGCGGUGGCGCGGGGCGGCGAGGAACGGCGCGAGCUGCAGGCCCAGCUGGAGGAGCUGGAGCAGAAGGAGAGCGCCCUGCAGGCCCGCGUCGAGGCCCUCACCGCCGACAACGACUUCACGCGCCAGCAGCUCGCCUCCGUCAAGGCGCGACUGGAGCAGAUCCAGGAGAAGAGCAGCCUGAAGGAGGAGAGCGCCUCGCUCGACGACCGGGUGGACGACCUCUCCUCCAAAAUCAACGGCAGCAUCGACGAAGAGCACGUAGCACCACCCGGCGUGGACUCCUUCACGGAGCUGGUGCAGCAGAUCGUACAGCAUCAGAUGAAGCUGGGAAUCUCCAACGACUCGAACCCUUCGAUGGAGGCGGAGAUGAACGACCUGCAAGCCAAGCUGAGGGCCCUGGUGGAGGCCGCACAGAGGAAGCUGGUCCCGUCCACCCAGGACGGAGUCUGCUCAGAGCCGGGCACCCCAGGAGCUGAGCCACACUCCAAUGACCAGUCGGCAGCCGUGGAGACCCUGAGAGAGGAGCUCGGCCACACGAGACAGCAGCUGUGCCAAGCCAACUCGGAGAUCCAGAGCCUCAAAGGGCGACUGGAGGAGCGCGAGGCCGCCGCCUGCGAGGAGGACACCGUGUCCAGCUGCUCAAGUUCUUCACGUGAAGACACGGAACCUCAGGACAGACUCGCGCCAAUAGCCGAGGAGCCGGGCACCGCCCUCGGGGAGAUGGAGCGGCUUCAGGAGGAGCUGAGCCGGGCGCGCGACGCGGCGCAGUCCGGCAAGGAGCAGAUGCGGCAGACGCUGGCCACCGUGGAGAAGGACCAGCUUGAGAGCAAGGCCAAGGUGGAGGGGUACCUCAAGCAGAUUCAAAGGUUGCAGGAGCUCCUGGUGCAGGCGCAGGAGGAGCUGUCGGGGUUGCAUACGCAGCAGAAGAGCGAGCGGGAGGAGGCUCAGUCGCGCCUCGCGCGUGCGCACAGCGACAACGCCGACCUGCAGCGUCGCAGUCGAGGCGCACAGGCCGGACAGCACGACCAGACGGCCGCCCUGGAGAUGGAUCUGAGGCGAGCACGGGAGGAGCUGGAGAGGCUGCAGGCCGAGGUCGUGCGGCACCGGAACGAGACUGCGGCGCUGCGCCAGCAGGUGGAGACGCGCUCGCUCGCCCUGCAGCAGCAGCACCAGCAGGAGAUGGCGCAGCUCAGGGCCGAUCUGGCCGGAGCCCAGGAGGAGCACCGGGCGGCCUUGCUCGAGUCCGGCCACCAGCUCCGCGUGUCUCUCGCCGAACGGGAGGAGGCGCUGCGCAGCCUGGAGGUUCAGCUGGCAGCGCAGCAGCAGCGGCUGCAGAGCGAACUCGAGGCCGAGCUGGGCCAGGCCAAGGAUCGCACACAAGCGCUGCUCGACCAAGUGGAGGAGGUACGGGAGGAGGCCGAAUGCUGGCAGCGGAAGUUCGCAACGGCUCAGCAGCAGAAGGAAGAGCUCAGCACCCAGAUCUCGCACUUCCAGACCUCCCUGGAUGAAUCCCGCAAGCGAGCCCAACAGCAGCAGACCUCCUGGGCGAGGAUUGUUCCCGUCAUGUGCCUGGUGGUCGCCGUCACGCUCACCAUGCUCUACCGCCCGGAGUAACCGCGCCCCCCGGCGGCCUCAACGAACGACGCCCCCCCCCCCCCCAACUCUCCCGCCCCCCCCCCCCAAUCCCUGGCACGUUCACCGCGCCAGGCCCCCAAAGUCCGCCCGCGGGCCGUGACCGCGGGCCGUGUCCGCCAGGACCACGUCUUAUGCAGAAUAUAUUCCGGGUCGCCGGUAGACGGGGGCCGGUGGCGCGUGGUUCGUAGCCGCCGCAUCAGCCAGGGCCCCGCUGCAAGAGGUAUAAAAGCCGCGCGCGGAAAUGGUUUACCUGGGCCGCCAACCCGGCUGAAAUGAAGCCUCUGGCGCAAGAGGCAAACGCUCCGUCGCCUCCGGGUGACGUCGGGGGCAGCAGCGUGAUCUUUCUACGUUGAUGGCGGCCCCCCGCGGAGUCUCGGCGCUCUUUGCAGGCAGUUCCCUCGGGAUCCACGGGGCAGCCGUCCAGCCGGGGAGCUGCGCAGGAAACCCACGGGGGAGGAAUUCCUUCUUAAAUCCCCCUGGUUGGGAGAGUAAAGCACACCCCAAAAUGGGUCCCGGGGUCUAUGAAGUUUCACACACACAUACUGACACAACAACAACAACAGCUGCCAUUCGCCACUAAGUGGCGGCGAUGUCACCACGGCACUUGUGCCAGGCCAGAUGCACUCUUGAGGCUACGUGAAGUGUCGAAGCCUCGUUGGCAAGAGGUCACGGGACAGACCCAGAUGCCACGGGUUGACCGAGGCGACUGACAGAUGCACCACCAGUGCUCCCUACUGUGCCAACUUGCUGCAUUUUAGCCGCCCGGCUCUCCGCUCAUUGUUGUGAGCGUCGCCCCCUCUGGCCAUCGUUGUUGUUGGAGGGCAGCUGCCUCCCAACUGCCCAGCAGCGUCCUUCACGAGGCUCCUCCAUACACUGUAACACACUGACACACGCACACACUGACACCCACUAACAAAUGCUCGCACCUUCUGGAUUAUACUACGCACCCCCAACUUUUGUUUUAAUAUGCAGUGGUGGGGGGGGGGGAGUUUGUCCCUAUAAUCUGGUGGCUAUGAUAUAAUUGCACCUUGUUAUUGUAAAUGCAUUGGGGUACCCCUUGUCUGCUAUAUCUGUAAGUACCAUGUUCUCUGGGUUAUAAGAGGCUCCGUAAAGUAAGACUCGGUAAUGGUUUUAAGGAGAAUACGGUACUCGUGUUUCCUGCACUGCUUGACACGUGGCAGCGUUUGGACAUGCCACACAUACCAGAUUCCUCACCUGCUCACCACUCGACACUCUCCCAUCACUCACCAGACUCCAUUCACAAGCCACUUUGCAGACACCUAUGACUGGCACACAGACUGACAACAACAACAACAGCCGCCAAUCGCUACUAAUUAGCAGUGACGUCACCACAGCGCUUGUGCCAGGCUGGGUGCACCUUUCCGGCCAGACUACAGAACCGCAUGCACCCUGGCACACACUACACAGGUACAUGCAACCACAUGCGCAUCGUGCACACAGAGGCCCACACGGACUACACUCGCAGCUACAAUCACAGCUGGCGUGCACCACGACGUGAGGCUGUCUGUGCACGGGACACGCACAGGCGCACAUGCACGCACGGCCUCUGCGCCGUCACGCGCGGCCCCCGUCCGCCGGUUAACAACGAAUCGAUGCUGUAAAUAACGUCGUGACAAGUCGCGUUUGGCUACGUAGAGCCGCCGCGUUCAACGUUGCGUAGGCGGGAGGACAUUCUUACCCAACUCUGUUUUUGCACAUCCUGAUGAAAGGCAAAACACUACAGAGGCAGCGCCGACCGGCGGCCGCUUCUCUCGCGGGCCCGGCCGCCCCGCUCCCUUCACGCGGCCGUCGGGCGGGUCGGGGGGGGGGCGUGUGCGCGGCGUCCGCCCUUCACCGUGGCGACCGGUCUCCCCGUUUCCGGCGUCCAGGACCCGGCGCUGCACCAAACCCGCACGCCGCCUCGGCCCACCGAACAUCCCACCGAACAUCCCCGGCGGCCCGCGUUGUUCUCAGGCCGCGGUUGCCCUGCGCACACCGCCGCCCCCGGCCCCGUGUCGCCCGUGUUGAGGUCUGCCUCUAGCUGUGGGUGGCGGUGGCAGCGUCCGGUUCCACGUGGGAUUGACGUCCCGCUUGAGGGUAGCGUUCCAUCGGGUUUGGAGUUCCACCAGGGCCGGCGUUCCACCAGGGUUCGUGGUCUCCCGAGAAGCCGACCCUGGCCGUUAUCGGUUUCUAGCUCAGCCGAGCCCCCGGCUAGUCCCACCGUUGGGACCUCGUACGGAGAUGGUUCUCGUGCGGUUGUUGUCAACGCUGGCAUCUACUGGUGGUAGCGCUGCUGGCGGCGGCGGUUCUGGUGCUGGUGGCGGUGGUGGCGACGUUGCGGGGAGGAACGCAUGGGCAGUGUGGGCGAGUGGGGUGAGGGCGACGCGCACGGCUGCUGUCUGCUCUCGCCCACUGCUGUUGGCGCUUUGUGCUUGGGAGUUUUUGUGAAGGGCACCGUUUGUAAAUAUUCCACGGGCUGGGAUGGGGGGGGGGGAGUCGCUGCCAAUUUUUGACAAUGCAGAACACGCGGGAUUAUAAAUAUUUGUACAUUUUAAGAAAAGAAUUAUACGGAGGGCGGCGUGAAAACGGCCGUGAGCUUCAAGAGCGCAGGGCAGCUGCUGUGCAUGCGGCGUCGCUCGCGGUCGCCGCCCUCCGCGUGCCCGCGUUGUGCCGCACACGGCUCUAGGUGAAGUGGUGCGGUGGUGGACGCGACGAGAGGCGCGUCGCGGUG